Messenger RNA from Agrilus planipennis (emerald ash borer), 1029 nucleotides. Its product is annotated as calcium/calmodulin-dependent protein kinase type 1-like. The record is from RefSeq and is a predicted model, not a curated record. Lineage: Eukaryota; Metazoa; Arthropoda; Insecta; Coleoptera; Buprestidae. The annotation marks the transcript as partial. Gene Ontology annotation, biological process: protein phosphorylation. Gene Ontology annotation, molecular function: calcium/calmodulin-dependent protein kinase activity; ATP binding; calmodulin binding. The transcript is spliced from 4 exons.
ACAAGAAAGCACUCAAAGGCAAAGAAGACUCAUUAGAGAAUGAAAUUAAAGUUCUUAGAAAGUUAGUUCAUCCUAAUAUAGUGCAGCUACUUGAAACAUUUGAGGAUAAAAAUAAAGUCUACUUAGUUAUGGAAUUAGUCACUGGUGGUGAACUUUUUGACCGUAUAGUUGAAAAGGGUUCAUACACUGAAAAGGAUGCUGCUGACUUAAUUAGACAAGUUUUGGAGGCUGUUGACUAUAUGCAUGAACAAGGGGUUGUACAUCGAGAUCUGAAGUUUUACAGAAAGCUGGGAUAAAUGUAACAGUCCCUACAUAGUAUUAAGUAAUAAACCAAGUAAUUGUGAUACACUGUGGUUGGUGUAAUUGACAUCCCUACAUUGCUGUGAUAAUGAGUAAGUUACCUCGCUUGAAACAAAAAGUUUUUCUUGCUAAAGUUUUAUAUGCUUUUGAAAAAUUGCUCAAUUAGCUAACAAUAUCAAUCGAGCAAUGACUUCAAAAAAAGGAAGAUACUUAAAAAAAUGUCAUAUGGUUACCUAGGUACGGCUUAUUAGCUCGGUGAGAAACCUGCUUUUUGCAUUGCACUAAAUAAGUAGCUUAAUUACCACAUCUGAAGCAUGAACGUUCUAUGACUUAUUUAAAAUUACUAGCAAUAAUCUGUUGAUUGAUAAAAACAUUUAAUUCAAUAAUAUCAAUAUUAACCAGUUUGAGCUUGUUUGUUUUUAAAUAAUUAUAUGGUAUAGUGGAACAUCCUGAAAUGUAAAUUAUGUCACGAUUAUGAACGGCAUUUCGGAAUUAAAAUAAACGUUAGAAGGGCAGUAAUGUGUUCCACAGAACUGGUCUAGAAUUAUUACUCCUUUUACUGUUUGAAGUUUGAAUUACUAAUUGAAGCUUUUUUACGUUUACAAUAUGCCUCCAGAGUAUAACUGUUACAAUUAUUAUAUAUUAAAUGGUUUUCAUAUAGUUAUAACUACAAUAUUUGAACGAAGGUACAUAAUAUAUUGAAAACUAGAUAAAAGAAGCAUCUUGAAU